Molecule: messenger RNA, 624 nt
Organism: Daldinia childiae
Lineage: Eukaryota; Fungi; Ascomycota; Sordariomycetes; Xylariales; Hypoxylaceae
Product: Biphenyl-2,3-diol 1,2-dioxygenase 2
Exons: 1
Coding region: 1-624 (207 amino acids)
Source: RefSeq, a predicted model, not a curated record
AUGGUGACGCAAACCACCACCGUCCAAGCACAAAAUGACAACAUCCAGCUCUCUCCAGACAAGUCCAAGCGCAUCUCGCCCGAAGCCCUAUGCCACGUUGUCCUGCGCACGACACCGGACAACUUCGAAGCCAUGGUAGAGUUCUACCUGACGAUGCUCGGAGGGCGAGUCUCGCACCGAUCGCACCGCCUAUGCUUCAUGACAUACGACUACGAGCACCACCGCAUCGCCAUCGUCAAGGACCCGACAGCGAGCCCGCGCAAGGCAGGUGCCCCGCAGGUCGUCGGCCUGCACCACGUAGCGUUCGGGUUCAAGACGCUGCAGGACCUAGCCGCGUCGUACGAGGAGAAGAAGGCGGCGGGGAUCUUCCCGGUCUGGUCCGUCAACCACGGCAUGAGCACCAGCAUGUACUACGAGGACUUGGACGGCAACCAGCUCGAGUUCCAGGUGGACAACUACGAUACGGUGGCCGAGGCCGUCGAGUUCAUGGCUUCUCCCGCGUUCGAGGAGAACCCCGUGGGAGUCGACUUCGACCCGGAGGUUUUUGUCAAGAGGGUUAGGAGCGGGGAGGACGAUAGGAGUAUUAAGGCUAGGCCGAAUAUUGGGCCGAGGGAUAGGAAGUAA